AUGAUAGUAGAUCUGAAAUCUUUGGUUGGACAUGGAAGCAAUCUUUCAUUAAAAGAUGAUCGAUUUUCAGUCAACCUGUUUAGUAACUUGAAAGAACUAGUUGUGGAGAGGUGUGGUUCUAUGAGAUUAGUGCCCUUCCAAGUUAUAAGAUCCUUAAACAGUUUGGAAGAACUACAAGUGACAGAUUGUGAGAAGUUGGAGGUGGUGUUUGAUUUAGAAGACUUGAAUGAUUGUGAAGAGGGACAAUCAUCAUCAGUGGUUGUGCCAUUGAAGAAGUUAAUACUAGAGAAUUUGCCAAAACUGAAGAAUGUGUGGAGCAAUCACCACCGAGGAAAUGUCUCCUUCCAAACUUCAAGGCAGAUUGAUUCAAAAAAUCCUCUGCUCUCUCGCAACAAGGAUGAUCGAUUCUCAGUCAACUUGUUUAGUAACUUGAAAGAACUAGAUGUGGGGAGGUGUGGCUUUGUGAUAUUAGUGCCCUUCCAAGUUUUAAGAUCGUUACACAGUUUGGAAGUACUACUAAUGAAUGGGUGUGAGGAGUUGGAGGUGGUGUUUAAUUUAGAAGACUUGAAUGAUUGUAAAGAGCCACAAUCAUCAUCAGUGGUUUUGCUAUUGAAGAAUUUAAGUCUAUGGAAUUUGCCAAAACUGAAGAAUGUGUGGAGCAAUCACCACCGAGAAAAUGUCUCCUUCCAAAGUCUAAGGCAGAUAGAAGUUGUUAAUUGUGGCAGCCUGAUGAGUGUGUUUACUGCAUCUAUAGCCAGAGGCAUGCUUCAUUGUCUUGAACAACUUGUAGUUCGAAAUUGUGCUGAUAUGGAAGUAAUUGUUGCAACAGAUCAAGUUUCAGAAUCUCUUGAUGCUGCAUUUGUGCGUCCUAGGCUGACUUGCCUUGAGCUUAAGCACCUUCCAAAUUUGAGGAACUUCUAUGCACAGAGACACAAAUUAGAAUGGCCCCACCUUCAUAAGUUAUUUAUUGACGAUUGUGAUGAAAUAGAGUUAUUUGAAAAGGAUGUCUCAAGUUCAUCAGAAGUACAUGGGAAAGAGGGUACAAUAGACUCAAAAUAUCCUCUGCUCUCCUGCAACAAGGUUAUUGACACUCUGGAGGAGUUGAAAUUAUGUGGAAAAGAAGCGGAGAUGAUGGGAAGCGGGCAGUUUCCAACGUAUCGCUUCCCCAAAGUGAAAGAUCUUUUUCUAAUUACUAAGAAAGCAACAAUUAUAUUGUACAGAUCAUUGUUGAACUGCUUCCCAAAUUUAGAGCACCUUCAGCUGAAGGGUGAGUUUAAGGAUCCUUUUAGAGGGCAUGAUGUUGCUGCACUUCUUUUUCCCUUUCAAAAACUGACUCUUCGCGAUAUUGCUUAUACGAUAAGCUUGGGACCAUCCUUUGUUUCUUUGACAAUACCAAAUCUCACACAUCUCCAAGUGUUGUCCGCUAGGGUGACCACUUUGCUAACGUCGCUAGCAGCUCGAAGCUUGGUCCAUCUCACACACCUCACAGUUUUACAGUGCAAUCAAAUAGAAGAAAUAAUAGCAAAGCAAGAGGGAGAGGAUGACGAGGACCAGGAUAUUAUUUUCAGCAAACUGGAGCGUUUACAACUUUAUGGCUUGCCAAAAUUGAAGAGAUUUUGUGGCCAUAAUUAUACCUUCAAUUUUCCAUUAUUGGAUGAUGUCAAUAUAGCAUAUUGUGGUCAACUCUCAACAUUCUGUCUUGGAGCUAUACGUACCCCGCGCCUUCAAAGCAUUAAAGUGGAUUUUAAAAAUAAACAUAUUUGGAAGAGCGAUCUUAACGAGACCAUCCAAUAUCAUUUCACUGGUCAACAGGAUGUCGUUAAUAUAUAG
Messenger RNA from Prosopis cineraria, 1830 nucleotides. RefSeq lists its product as uncharacterized. The coding region runs from base 1 to 1830 and encodes 609 amino acids. The transcript is spliced from 5 exons. Lineage: Eukaryota; Viridiplantae; Streptophyta; Magnoliopsida; Fabales; Fabaceae. The record is from RefSeq and is a predicted model, not a curated record.